This is a messenger RNA of Thlaspi arvense, 306 nucleotides long. The record is from the annotation of a GenBank genome assembly. Lineage: Eukaryota; Viridiplantae; Streptophyta; Magnoliopsida; Brassicales; Brassicaceae.
AUGAGACAUAUUAACGUUGGCAUGUCUCUCAUGAGAAAAAAAAUAGCAAAACUCUCAUCAUGUCCCUUCCGUAGUCAAAGAUUGGCAUUUUUAGACUUUUCAGAGAACCCAAGAAACUUUGAUUGGAGCUCUGAGACAAAUAGGAGGUUUGGAGUUCAUGUGGAUGAUGUGUAUAUUGUGUUGAACAUUAAAAAUGUUCAUUGGAUUGCUUUGGCUGUAUCGGCUCUUCACCGACACAUUGAAGUGUAUGACAACAUCAUUUCAUUCUCAAACGAUGACGAGAUAACAGAGUUUGUGAAGUCAUAU